AUGUCGCUCGCCGGAUCAUCAUCUUCGGCUCUUCACCUCGACUUCCCAGCCUCGACGGGAUCGGGUGUGAUGCACUCUCGCUCUGUCACUGGCGUCCACGUUCACCCUGUCGCCCUCUUCUCCAUUCUCGACCACUACCUCCGUCGCAACGAUGGUCAGCACCGCGUCAUUGGCACUUUGCUCGGCACACGCACCGAAUCCGAAAUCGAGAUUAAGAACUGCUUCGCCGUGCCUCACUUGGAAGACGCGGAAGAGGGUCAGGUGCAGGUUGACAUGGAGUAUCACCGCAGCAUGUACGAGCUCUGCCAGAAGGUACGACCGGAUGAGGUCAUCGUCGGUUGGUAUGCUACUUCGCCAGAACUAAAUACCUACAGCGCUCUCAUCCAAGACUUUUACUCGCGAGAGACGGCGCCUCACCAAGCUGUGCACCUUACCAUGGACACUACCAUUGACGGUUCCAAGCCUUCCGGUCUCGGUAUCAAGUCGUACAUCUCGUCACCGUUGGGUGCAACCCCCAAGGCUGAGAACUGCGUCUUCCUUCCUCUUCCGACCAAUCUGCUUCACUCGACACCAGAACACUCUUCGCUUUCGCUGCUUGCCUCGCAAAACAUCUCGUCGCCCUUGACUGACCUCGAUGCGCUCGCCGUCAGCCUUAAGCAGGUGCAGUCACAGCUUGACCGUGUUCUCACCUACGUACGUGCCGUUAUCUCGGGAGAAAAGGAGGGUGACAAGGCCGUUGGUCGCUUCCUCAACGACACAAUCAGCGUCGUACCUGCAGGUUUGGACGACAACAAGCUCGAGACGCUCUUCAACGCCCACCUCCAGGAUGUGCUCAUGGUUUCCUACCUCGCCAACGUCGUACGAGCCCAGGCCGAGGUUUCGUCGCGUCUCACCCUCCUCACCUAA
Messenger RNA from Mycosarcoma maydis (corn smut), 906 nucleotides. RefSeq lists its product as uncharacterized. The transcript has a single exon. Gene Ontology annotation, molecular function: metallopeptidase activity; translation initiation factor binding; translation initiation factor activity. The record is from RefSeq and is a predicted model, not a curated record. NCBI's taxonomy places the organism in Eukaryota, Fungi, Basidiomycota, Ustilaginomycetes, Ustilaginales. The coding region runs from base 1 to 906 and encodes 301 amino acids. Gene Ontology annotation, biological process: translational initiation. Gene Ontology annotation, cellular component: eukaryotic translation initiation factor 3 complex, eIF3m.